AUGUGUGGAAACUACUACGGUAACUCCUGUGGCUCUGGCUGUGGAUACGGCUAUGGCUGUGGAUUUGGCCCCUAUUAUGGCCGUGGCUAUGGAUCCGGAUAUGGCUGUGGUUAUGGAUCCGGAUAUGGCUGUGGCUAUGGAUCCGGAUAUGGCUGUGGCUAUGGAUCCGGAUAUGGCUGUGGCUAUGGAUCCGGAUAUGGCUGUGGCUAUGGAUCCGGAUAUGGCUGUGGCUAUGGAUCCGGAUAUGGCUGUGGUUAUGGAUCUGGAUAUGGCUGUGGAUAUGGCUCUGGCUGUGGUUUUUAUGGCUACCGGCCCCUGUGCUAUAGAAGAUGUUACUCUACAUGCUGCUAG
Messenger RNA from Rhinolophus ferrumequinum (greater horseshoe bat), 351 nucleotides. Its product is annotated as keratin-associated protein 21-1-like. The record is from RefSeq and is a predicted model, not a curated record. The transcript has a single exon. Gene Ontology annotation, biological process: hair follicle development. Lineage: Eukaryota; Metazoa; Chordata; Mammalia; Chiroptera; Rhinolophidae. The coding region runs from base 1 to 351 and encodes 116 amino acids.